Molecule: messenger RNA, 1458 nt
Organism: Penicillium lagena
Lineage: Eukaryota; Fungi; Ascomycota; Eurotiomycetes; Eurotiales; Aspergillaceae
Product: CRAL-TRIO domain-containing protein
Exons: 4
Coding region: 1-1458 (485 amino acids)
Source: RefSeq, a predicted model, not a curated record
AUGUCUGCCAACGGACCGCGCCCAGGAUUUCUGGGCAAUUUGUCGCAGGACCAAGAAACCAAGCUGCAGCAGCUCUGGAGGGUUCUGCUCAAGGCCACCGAGCUCCCCGCAGGCGACAGCGCUCCCGCCGCCGGCGCAGAGGACGCCGCCAGCACGACCGAGCCGCCGCAGCGACGGCUCUCGCGAAUCAGUCGCACCCAAAGCAACCUUUCCGAGAAGAACAGCCCGACCGCACAGUCCGCAUACCAGCAACGGGUCCUGGCAGUUCUGAAGGAGUUUGGCAUCCAGAAUGCUGAAACCAAGGCCGUCCAAAAGGCUCUCUCCGCGAUCACGCCCACGGAGCUGCGACAGGGAGUGCUUAAUCUACUCAAGCAUGACCACCCAGAUUCGAUGCUACUUCGCUUUCUUCGGGCUCGGAAAUGGGACAUCUCAAAGUCAUUUGUCAUGAUGAUGGAUGCAACUGUGUGGCGCGUCAAGGAGAUGCACGUCGACGAUGAUGUGAUGGCCAAGGGUGAACUCCACGCUCUCAAGCAGACCGAAAACACGUCCAAUCCCAGUGAGAAGAAGGCAGGCACCGACUUUCUUUCCCAGAUGCGCAUGGGCAAGGCCUACGUGCAUGGUACCGAUAAACUCGGCCGACCGAUCGUUGUGAUCAGAGUUCGUCUGCACAAGCCCGGUGCGCAGUCCGAGGAAGCCCUCGAGCGCUAUAUUGUCCAUGUCAUCGAAUCCGUGCGACUGACAUUGUCCCCUCCGGUCGAGACCGCGUGCGUUCUCUUCGACAUGACUGGGUUCGGCUUGGGGAACAUGGAAUACCCACCAGUGAAAUUCAUUCUGAAGUGCUUUGAGGCCAACUACCCUGAAUCUCUGGGAAUCAUGCUCAUCCACAACGCACCGUGGAUCUUCUCAGGUAUCUGGAAAAUUAUUCGAGGAUGGAUGGAUCCCGACAUCGCGGCGAAGGUCGAUUUCACGAACAAUGUGAACGAUCUGGCCAAGCACAUUGAACGAGAUCACAUUGUCAAGGAAGUUGGCGGCAACGAAGAUUGGGAAUACAAAUAUAUCGAGCCCAGUCCGGAGGAAAACGAGAAGAUGAACGAUACUACCACUCGUGAUGCGCUGAUAUCCGAACGGCAACAGAUUGGAGAAGAAUUCCUUACCGCAACUUCCACAUGGGUAGAGGCCGCCAAAUCCAAGAAUUCUGACGAGGUUAAGAACGCUGCGAGCCAGAGAGCUUUCCUAGCGGAGCGGCUACGCGUCAACCACUGGAAGUUGGAUCCCUACACUCGAGCUCGCCUCUGCUUGGACCGCGAGGGCGUCAUUCAAGAGGGUGGAAAGAUUGACUACUACCCCAAGGGAGACGACAAAGAGGCCAACGGAGAGGCCGGUGUAGAGAGCAAAACCUUGGAGGUGCAACAUCUAGAAAGCCUCAAUGGGAAUGCGACGGAGGCCCCUGCUUCUUAG